Lepisosteus oculatus (spotted gar) is the source of this 1968-nucleotide messenger RNA. RefSeq names its product forkhead box A2 (gene foxa2). Gene Ontology annotation, molecular function: transcription factor binding; protein domain specific binding; DNA-binding transcription factor activity, RNA polymerase II-specific. NCBI's taxonomy places the organism in Eukaryota, Metazoa, Chordata, Actinopteri, Semionotiformes, Lepisosteidae. Gene Ontology annotation, biological process: anatomical structure morphogenesis; cell differentiation; regulation of transcription by RNA polymerase II. The record is from RefSeq and is a predicted model, not a curated record.
CCUAGGUGUGAGCUGAUUAUUCAAAUAGGGCAACGCAGAAGUAGGGAUUGGAGAUUUCGCCUGGCGCACAGAGCUAUAUCACAGCGUUUACAGCCAGACACCAACGUCAUUUCAGCUCCUGUCAUCAUCAGACGCUAUUCAGCGCCUCUGGGCACCACUGUCUGAAAUCUACACAUGCUCGAGUCCCCGAGUAGAAAGCAGACCAGCGAUCUGGGUUACCGUUGGUCCGAAGUCUUGUUCUAGAGAACUUUUUUUUUAAAAAAAAAAAAACCUUCUCCAGAGAAGCUGUUGACCGGGUGGAUUCGCUGCUUCCACAAUGCUGGGUGCAGUUAAAAUGGAAGGACACGAGCAUUCAGACUGGAGCACCUAUUACGGCGAGCCCGAGUGUUACACAUCCGUUGGCAACAUGAACACCGGACUGGGGAUGAACACCAUGAACACGUACAUGAGCAUGUCGGGCAUGAGCACGGCGGCCACCAUGACGCCGAGCUCCAUGAACAUGUCGUACGUGAACACGGGCAUGAGCCCCUCUAUGACGGGCAUGCCAGCCGGGGCCGGCUCCAUGAACGGCAUGGGCCCCGGGAUGGCGGGCAUGAGCGCGGCUCUCAGCCCCAGCAUGAGCCCGAUGACCGCGCAGCCGCCGUCCAUGAACGCCUUGACGUCCUACCCCAACAUGAACGCAAUGAGCCCCAUGUACGGACAGUCCAACAUCAACAGAUCGAGGGACCCGAAAACGUACCGGAGGAGCUACACGCACGCCAAACCGCCCUAUUCGUACAUCUCCCUCAUUACCAUGGCCAUCCAGCAGUCGCCUAACAAGAUGCUCACGCUUAGCGAGAUCUACCAGUGGAUCAUGGACCUCUUCCCCUUUUACCGUCAAAACCAGCAGCGCUGGCAGAACUCAAUCCGCCACUCCUUGUCCUUCAACGACUGUUUCCUGAAAGUGCCUCGGUCGCCCGACAAACCGGGAAAGGGCUCCUUCUGGACCCUGCACCCGGACUCCGGGAACAUGUUCGAGAACGGCUGCUACCUGAGGAGACAGAAGCGCUUCAAGUGCGAUAAAAAACUCUCCAAGGAGUCCGGCAGGAAGACCUCCGAAGGCGGAUCUAACAGCAGCUCGGAAAGCUGCAACGGCAACGAGUCUCCCAAUUCCAACGCGUCCUCCUCCACCGAGCCCAAAAGGUCGCUGUCGGACAUGAAGUCCAGCCAGGCUCUGAGCCCCGAACACGCUGCGUCCCCGACAUCUCAGGCGCAGCAUCUGCUGUCGCAACACCACUCCGUCCUAGCGCAUGAAGCGCACCUGAAGCCGGAGCAUCACUAUUCCUUCAACCACCCUUUCUCCAUUAACAAUUUAAUGUCGUCGGAGCAGCAGCAUCACAAAAUGGACCUAAAGACUUAUGAGCAGGUAAUGCAUUACUCUGGGUAUGGGUCUCCCAUGACAGGAGCCUUAUCCAUGGGCUCGAUGACCAGCAAGGGGGGCUUGGAGACCUCGCCAAUAUCCACUGACACGUCUUACUAUCAAGGUGUGUAUUCUAGACCGAUCAUGAACUCUUCCUAAGUUUUCUGCAACACAAUGGACCUUUUCCAGCAAUUUGUACAUUUUGUAAAAUAAUAGUUUGUGCACACGCAUUCCAAAAUAUUUUUUUGAUGUUUCCCAAUGAUUACUAGAUGUCAAGUUUGUUUAGUAUUUUUUUUGUAAAAGGGGUGUUAAUAUAUGACAAGAUUUGUUUGUUUGUUUUCAAACUCCCACCGCAGCUUUUGAAACGGAACAAAAAACAAAACAACAAUGUUACAAAUUAUGGCACGGUAAAUACUGAAUUUAAAAUGCAAUUUGGGAGAGUGAAGUGCUUCAGACGAAUAAUUUAUCGUUUGUGUAUUUCUUAUUUAUGGCUUGUAAAUGUGUAUUCUUGUAGUUGACAACAAGGGCAGAAUAUAUUAAAGUGUUACUUGGACGUUUUGGGAACAUGA